Messenger RNA from Camelina sativa (false flax), 1844 nucleotides. RefSeq names its product methyl-CpG-binding domain-containing protein 8-like. The record is from RefSeq and is a predicted model, not a curated record. Gene Ontology annotation, molecular function: DNA binding. NCBI's taxonomy places the organism in Eukaryota, Viridiplantae, Streptophyta, Magnoliopsida, Brassicales, Brassicaceae.
GCUAAGAGCGAGAAUUAAAAAAGCAAAAGAGAAGGAAGAAGAAGGCUUUGAAGUUAUCGGAAUUUUCGAAACCGUCUUUUUGAUUCCGCCGUUUUGAGUCUUACGUGUUCCACGGCGGCGACCUCUAUGGACGACGGAGACGGUGGUGCUGGUAACCGUUUAUCAGCCGAAUCUUUACCGUUAAUCGAUACGCGUCUCUUGUCGCAGUCUGAACUUCGCGCUCUCUCUCACUGUUCUUAUCUCUCUCCGUCCUCUUCAGCAUCUCUCGCUGCUUCCGCCGGUGGAGACGACGAUUUGACACCAAAGAUCGAUCGCUCCGUCUUCAAUGAGUCCGCCGGUAGCCGGAAACAGACAUUUCUCCGUCUCCGUCUUGGGCGCCACCCUCAACCACCGGAACCUCCGUCUCCGCAACGUCAAAGAGACGAUUCCUCCCGUGAAGAACAGUCGCAAUUCGCGUCGCUACUCAGAUCUCUGUUUAAUGUCGAUUCGAUUCAGAGUAAAGAGGAAGAAGACGAAGGGGAGGAAGAACUCGAAGAUAACGAAGGUCAGAUCCAUUAUAACAGCUAUGUUUAUCAGAGACCAAAUCCUGAUUCGGUUCAGAACAUUCUGAUUCAGGGAACCUCCGCGAAUGAAAUCAAGAGGAAACGAGGACGGCCGCGGAGGAUUCGUAACCCUAGCGAAGAGACGGAGGUUUUGGAUUUAACGGGUGAAGCAUCUGUAGAUAUCAAUUUAGGAAUGGAGAGUAGAUAUGUAGGAACCGGCUCAAUUCUUUGCAAUCCAGCCAAGAGAAAGAGAGGUCGUCCUCCAAAGAAUAGAGAUGGUUUCAAUCAGCCAGCAGUGAACUUGGAGAACAGAGAAGGUACAACAAUGGUGGAUGUAUCUGCAUUGGAUAAGGAGGAGUUAGUGAACUUGGAGAACAGAGAAGGUACAAUGGUUGAUCUUUCAGCAUUGGCUAAUGUAUUAGAGGAUCCAUAUGAAGAAGAGCUCAGGAGGAUCACUGUUGGGUUGAAGACAAAGGAAGAGAUCUUAGGUUUCUUGGAACAAUUGAAUGGUGAAUGGGUGAAUAUAGGGAAGAAGAAGAAAGUUGUGAGAGCUUGUGAUUUUGGGGGAUACUUGCCUAAAGGAUGGAAACUUAUGCUCUAUAUCAAAAGGAAAGGUAGCAAUUUGUUGCUGGCUUGUCGCAGAUACAUAAGUCCUGAUGGGCAACAGUUUGAAACCUGCAAGGAAGUCUCCACGUAUCUGCAAUCUCUUCUUGUAUCCGGAAGCAGGAACUGGCUCAAUUCUUUGCAAUCCGACAACAAAACUCUAGGACAACAACCAGUGAUGGCUAACAAAUCUUUACUAUGUAACUCUGAUACCAUUGGCUUGCCUGUUCCAAACUCUAUAACAAACCAGAGCCUCGAGAUCGGAAGAACAGUUGGUGGUGAUGUUUUUGAAGAAGCGAAAGGUGUAGAAAAUGGCGAUGUAGCAGAUCCAGUGAAAACCAGUCUGGUGGACAAAGAUAAUAAUAAUGCAGAUUUUCUAAAUGGAGACGACAACGAUGAUGAUAACAUGGAGAAUUUGGCAGCUCUAUCGAACCCAAAAGAUCAAGAAACAAUGUCGAAAGCUAAGGAGCAUCACCAGUAUUUCAGCUCACAAAUCCACUGAGUUUCUGUGACCAGUUCGUUUAUCUGGAACAAAUUGUUUUCCCAUCAUUAUAGUUCAGAUUUUAUUUUUCAUGCAAAAAACUAAAGCAUGUUUUAGGCUUUUAGCUAAAACUACAGGAUACAUAUAGGAUUUGAAAAGGUCAAAUGUACAAAACAAAAUGGCAGAAACCAAAUUUUUUCUCAAGUCUUUUCACGUCA